CUCACCACGUGCGAUCCAAACAACUAGAAAAAAAAAAUCAAAAGGAAAGCACGUUCUUGGGUUGGGUUGAGAUGGAGAUGGGGAAGGAGACGGCGAGGGUGGUGGUGCUGGCCGUGAACGGCGUGCGGCGCGAGGCGGCGGGGGCGGACGUCCACCCGUCCAUGACGCUGCUGGAGUUCCUCCGCACCAAGACGCCCGUCCGGGGGCCAAAGAUCAGCUGCGGCGAAGGUGGAUGCGGCGCAUGCGUGGUGCUCAUCUCCAAGUACGACCCGGCCACCGACGAGGUGACCGAGUUCUCGGCCAACUCCUGCCUGACGCUCCUCGGCACACUGAGCCACUGCUCGGUGACCACCAGCGAGGGCAUCGGCAACACCCGUGAUGGCUACCACCCCGUCCAGCAGCGCCUCUCCGGCUUCCACGCCUCCCAGUGCGGCUUCUGCACCCCCGGCAUGUGCAUGUCCAUCUUCUCCGCGCUCGUCAAGGCAGACAAGCCCGGCCAUGCCGCCCCGGCGCCGCCGGCUGGGUUCUCCAGGCUCACCUGCUCGGAGGCCGAGCACGCCGUCUCGGGCAACCUCUGCCGCUGCACCGGCUACAGGCCCAUCGUCGACGCCUGCAAGAGCUUCGCCGCGGACGUCGACCUCGAGGAUCUCGGCCUCAACUCCUUCUGGAAGAAAGCCGCCGACGACCGUGCCGACGUUGGCAAGCUGCCGCAGUACUCCGCCGGCUCUGUCUGCACAUUCCCCGAGUUCCUCAAGGCCGAGAUCAAGUCCAACAUUGGCAAGCUGCCAGAGCACUCCGCCGGCUCCGUCAGCGACGAUGGCUGGUACUACCCCAGGAGCAUCCAGGAGCUCGACAACCUCUUUGACGCCAACUGGUUCGAUGAAACUGCAGUCAAGAUCGUGGCGUCCAACACCGGCGCCGGAGUGUACAAGGAGCAAGACCUCUACGAAAAGUACGUCGACAUCAAAGGGAUUCCGGAGUUGCUGGUCAUCGACAAACCAUCUUUGGCUGCACAAAAGGUCAUCACGGUUAUCUCCGCAAAGGACAUUCCUGUCGGCGGAAAGAAUAUCGGAACCAGCUACCCGAUGCUCGGAGACGAAGCGCUUUUUGGAGAUCCGGUUUCAGAAUUUGCUGGUCAAACAGUUGGCAUUGUGAUUGCUGAAACGCAGAAGUACGCCUAUAUGGCGGCGAAGCAAGCUGUGAUCGAGUACAGCACCGAGAAUCUUGAGCCGCCGAUUCUGACAAUAGAGGAUGCCAUUAAACAUAACAGCUACUUCCAUACUCCCCCAUAUUUGGCUCCUCAGCCAGUUGGGGACUUUGACAAAGGGAUGUCUGAAGCUGAUCACAAGAUCUUAUCAGGAGAGGUGAAACUUGAAUCCCAGUACUACUUCUACAUGGAGACCAACACCGCCCUGGCCAUCCCGGACGAAGAUAACUGUAUCACGGUCUACUCGUCAACGCAGACUCCGGAAAUCACACAGAAUGUCAUCGCGGACCUCCUCGGCGUUCCGUACCACAAUGUUCGUGUCAUCACAAGAAGAGUUGGUGGCGGCUUUGGUGGGAAGGCACAAAAAGGAUGCCCUGUGGCAUGUGCCUGUGCACUUGCAGCGUUCAAGCUGCGGCGCCCUGUCCGGAUGUACCUUGACCUGAAGACGGACAUGAUCAUGGCGGGAGGGCGGCACCCGAUGAAGGUGAAGUACUCCGUCGGCUUCAAGUCGGACGGCACGCUCACGGCGCUGCACGUUGACCUAGGGAUCAACGCCGGUAUAUCCCCCGACGUGAGCCCGAUGCUCCCGGGGUUCAUCUUCAGCUCCCUGAAGAAGUACAACUGGGGCGCCCUGGCCUUCGAUGUGAAGUUGUGCAAGACCAACGUGUCGUCCAGGUCGGCGAUGCGAGGGCCCGGCGAAGUACAGGGCUCCUUCAUAGCGGAGGCCAUCAUCGAGCAUGUGGCGUCCGUGCUCGCCGCCGACACCAAUGCUGUCCGGAGGAAGAACCUCCACAGCUUCGACAGUCUCACGGCGUUCUACGGGAAGGCCGCGGGGGAUGCCGCCACGUACAGCCUCGUCGACUUGUUUGACAAGCUUACCACGUCGCCGGAGUACCGGAGCAGGGCAGCGGAGGUGGAGCGGUUCAACGGCGGGAGCAAGUGGAAGAAGCGCGGCAUCUCGUGCGUGCCAAUCACGUUCCAGGUGACGCUCCGGCCGUCGCCCGGGAAGGUGUCGAUCCUGAACGACGGUUCCAUCGUCGUGGAGGUCGGCGGCGUGGAGAUCGGGCAGGGGCUGUACACCAAGGUGAAGCAGAUGACGGCAUUCGGGCUGGCGGAGCUGGACGCCGACGGGGUCCUCCUGGACAAGGUGCGCGUGAUCCAGGCCGACUCGCUGAGCAUGGUCCAGGGCGGCUUCACGGGCGGGAGCACCACCUCCGAGGUGAGCUGCCAGGCGGUCCUGGAGUCAUGCGCCGCACUUGUCGAGCGGCUCAAGCCCAUCAAGGAGAGCAUCGAGGCCAACUCCGGCGCGCCGGCGCCAUGGAGCGCCCUGAUCGCCCAGGCGACGAUGGAGAGCGUGAACCUGACAGCAGAUGCUGCAUAUGGCAGAGGACAGCUCCACGACUAG
This is a messenger RNA of Triticum dicoccoides, 2612 nucleotides long. Its product is annotated as indole-3-acetaldehyde oxidase-like. The transcript has 7 exons. Bases 72 to 2612 code for a protein of 846 amino acids. Gene Ontology annotation, molecular function: FAD binding; 2 iron, 2 sulfur cluster binding; iron ion binding. The record is from RefSeq and is a predicted model, not a curated record. NCBI's taxonomy places the organism in Eukaryota, Viridiplantae, Streptophyta, Magnoliopsida, Poales, Poaceae.